GAAUGCGAGCGUCUUUACAAGGAGCUGGAAACUUGGAAACGGAUUGCCCAAAACGCAGGUCUCUCUCUGCCGCAGCAAAACAAAGAUGAGCCUGCCUCUUCGACCUAAAAAGGGUCCCUUCCCAAGAGUCUCAGCGUCCUUAGCUUCUAGACGUUCAAUCCUCCCGCCAGAAACGCCAUGUUUGCUCAAGGCCAAGGACACUUUAGGGGCUGUCGUCUCAUCUCAUGCUUCGACUCGGUCCCAGACUGAGAUCUAACCGGAACCCAGCGUGUCUGCAUUCGACCCAGGCCUCCUACACUCAGGUUCAGCAAAGUUUGCAAGUUCAGUCUAAUUUGCGCCUUCUUAUCUUACUCCCCUUCUUGGCAAAACCCGGCCUUUCGCAGAUUAAGAUGCUCACUUCACGGCGCGUAUCGCUCCGAGGCGCCACCGCAGGGCGAGGUGAAAGGGCUAGCUGUGCACUCUCUUCUGGCCAACCGGCGCAACCCAUGUACGGCCACGGUAUAUGGGUAGAGCCACGCAAUUACCCAAUCGCUGAGUUCCGCUCAGAAACCCAAAGGAAAAAACGCUUCAAACGGCCUACGCUGUGGUCCUCCUGGCGGCUCACCUCGGGAACCCUCCUUAACGCGGAACGACACACGGCAAUGGGGAGCGGUCUGGCGACGACACCGCUGACUAGACCACGAGACAUCACGCCGCACCAAAAGGGACGGCAAAAGAAGAAGCUCUUCAAGUCUCUCACCCCCGAUGCGAAGGUGGUCACAGAUCUUCAAGGGCCAACUGGCCAAAUUUUUUAUUUUUUUUUUAUUUUUUUUCGGUUGCACAAGAUGACUUUGGGACUGUGGCCGUCCCAAAUCAAAUCUCACGCGGGCGUUCGCAUUCAAUGGACAUGUCUCCCAGCGGUGACGUGAUCAGGUCAGCGAUAUGCCGUCUUUCCCUUUCUUAUCUUAGUGUCUUGUUUGCAUGUUUUCAGGUCUGGUGUU
Molecule: messenger RNA, 980 nt
Organism: Sodiomyces alkalinus F11
Lineage: Eukaryota; Fungi; Ascomycota; Sordariomycetes; Glomerellales; Plectosphaerellaceae
Exons: 1
Coding region: 225-908 (227 amino acids)
Source: RefSeq, a predicted model, not a curated record